Molecule: messenger RNA, 1754 nt
Organism: Asparagus officinalis (garden asparagus)
Lineage: Eukaryota; Viridiplantae; Streptophyta; Magnoliopsida; Asparagales; Asparagaceae
Product: CAAX prenyl protease 1 homolog
Exons: 14
Coding region: 113-1390 (425 amino acids)
Biological process (GO): CAAX-box protein processing
Cellular component (GO): endoplasmic reticulum membrane
Molecular function (GO): metalloendopeptidase activity
Source: RefSeq, a predicted model, not a curated record
UUUCAUUUACGUUUCCACUGACGCUGGUCUCCUCGGCGAGCGAAGCCUAAUAAAUAAAAGGACAAAGAGUCCUCUUUGUGCCUCUGCGCCUCCAGAGAAUUUUCACGAGCUAAUGGCGCUGCCCUAUUUGGAAGCGGUUUUAGGUUUUAUGAUCUUAAUGUACAUUUUUGAAACCUAUCUGGACAUCCGACAACAUGCAGCUCUCAAGCUGCCCAGCCUUCCUAAAUCAUUAGAAGGAGUGGUCAGCCAAGAAAAAUUUGAAAGAUCUAGAUCUUAUAGCCUUGAUAAAAGUCACUUCCACUUUGUUCAUGAAGCUGUAACAAUUCUGAUGGACACUACAAUUUUGUUUUUUGGCAUAUUACCUUGGUUCUGGAAGAAAUCUGGAGAGUUGGCAGUGUACAUGGGCUUGAAUGCAGACAAUGAAAUAAUUCACACCCUUUCGUUCUUAGCAGGAGUCAUGAUUUGGUCGCAGAUCACUGACUUGCCUUUUUCACUCUAUUCAACAUUUGUAAUUGAGGCCCGCCAUGGUUUUAACAAACAAACUGUAUGGCUAUUCUUCAGGGACAUGAUUAAGGGUAUCUUCCUUUCAAUCAUAAUUGGACCACCAAUUGUGGCUGCAAUCAUUGUCAUAGUGCAAAAAGGAGGUCCUUACCUGGCGAUCUACCUCUGGGGUUUUAUGUUCGUGCUAUCCAUAGUGAUGAUGACACUAUAUCCCAUUCUAAUAGCUCCUCUUUUUAAUAAGUUCACUCCUCUUCCUGAAGGCAAUCUUAGAGAGAAGAUAGAGAAACUAGCAGGCACUCUAAAGUUUCCCUUGAAGAAACUCUUUGUCGUGGAUGGUUCUACAAGGUCAAGUCAUAGUAAUGCAUAUAUGUAUGGUUUUUUCAACAACAAGCGCAUCGUUCUUUAUGAUACUUUAAUUCAGCAGUGCAAAAAUGAGGAUGAAGUCGUUGCAGUAAUCGCCCAUGAGCUUGGACAUUGGAAAUUGAACCAUACAAUGUAUUCGUUCAUUGCUGUCCAGAUUCUCACACUUCUGCAAUUUGGAGGCUACACCCUUGUAAGAAAUUCAAAGGAUCUCUUUCAGAGUUAUGGCUUUGAUACGCAACCUGUGCUUAUUGGCCUCAUCAUCUUUCAGCAUACUGUAAUACCUCUCCAGCACCUUGUGAGCUUUGGCCUUAAUCUUGUAAGCCGGGCAUUUGAGUUUCAGGCUGAUGCUUUUGCAAAGAAACUUGGUUAUACCAAAGAACUUCGUGCAGGCCUUGUGAAGCUUCAGGAAGAGAACUUGUCUUCUAUGAAUACGGAUCCAUUGUAUUCGGCAUACCAUUACUCACACCCUCCAUUGGUGGAAAGACUGGCUGCUUUAGAUGAUACCGAAAGUAAGAAAGAAGAGUAAUGUAACACCAUUACCCACUGGAGUGCAAUGCAUAUCUGUGCCAUUCAGCUUGAAGUGCUCCAAAGAAAAGAGCUGCAAAUUAAAGGGAGUACUUGCAUGAUAUUUGAGGAUAUCAGAAAGAGAAAAAAAAUGCAGUUGCAUAAUGUUUCAGACGGUCUUUUGAAAUCAUUUCAUAGAACAAUGCAAAUACCAAAUUAGGAUUCUGUAUACUGGAAGCACAGAAAUUUAUUACAUGUUUGGUUUAAUAUCGACGCUGAAGAUUUUGUUAAUCAUGUAUUAAUGCAAAAAAAUCGAGAAGCCUAUGAAGGUAAAAUUGGAAUGAACUUUUAUCUGUUUUGAGGAAAUAGAGGUGUUUCUGGGCUAA